Messenger RNA from Acinonyx jubatus (cheetah), 2657 nucleotides. RefSeq names its product acyl-CoA synthetase short chain family member 3 (gene ACSS3). The transcript has 16 exons. Bases 495 to 2561 code for a protein of 688 amino acids. The record is from RefSeq and is a predicted model, not a curated record. NCBI's taxonomy places the organism in Eukaryota, Metazoa, Chordata, Mammalia, Carnivora, Felidae.
AACGGUGCAGGGGCCUUGCCGCGAAGCCCACGACGGUGGGUUUCCGCCGCAGGCCAGAGGCGGUGCGCUUCCACCAGCUCGCAGUCCAAAGAGGAAGCCCGAGAAGCUGCGCACGACUUGUUUGUUUGAAAACAGUUGGGCGCGUCGGCCUCUUCCGAGGGCCGCUGGAGGGUCUGCAGCGUUUCCCGGGGGAGCCGCGGGGUCGGGAAUGCACCGAGCGGCUGGAUUCCUCUCUGUGGCCUCCCACCCCGAGCCCCCGAGCCCCAACACUCCAGCCUGUUGCUUCGUCCCCACCCCCUCCGCUCCAGGUCGGCUUUUCCCGGCAACUCCAGUGUGACUUCCAAACUCCUGGGCCCCGGGCUCACCUCGGGAUCUGCCUCCGCCUCCCGCCUGCUCCCCGAGGGCCUCAGGAAGUCGCCAGAGCCCCAGUCUUCGCCCGAGAAGUGCACUCCGGACCGCGGGCAGCGCUGCCGGCGGGGGGCCAGCCCGCGGCGAUGAAGCCGUCCUGGCUGCAGUGUCGCAAAGUCACCGGCGCCGGGGGACUCGGGGGGCCCCUGCCCGGGUCCUCGCCGGCCCGGGGCGCGGGCACUGCCCGCAGGGCUUACUUGGCCCCCGGCCCGCGGGGCGCGCUCGGGGGUCGGGGCUGCCGAGCGCUGUCUUCGGCCGGCGGUGGCGGCGAGUACAAGACCCACUUCGCGGCCUCGGUGGCCGACCCCGAGAGGUUCUGGGGCAAAGCCGCCGAGCAGAUCAGCUGGUACAAGCCCUGGACCAAAACGCUGGAGAACAGAUACCCGCCUUCCACCAGUUGGUUUGUGGAAGGAAUGCUUAACAUUUGUUACAAUGCCGUUGAUCGUCAUAUUGAAAAUGGUCAAGGAGAUAAGAUUGCUAUCAUCUAUGACAGUCCUGUUACUGAUACUAAGGCAACUAUUACCUACAAAGAAGUUCUGGAGCAGGUCUCUAAGCUCGCUGGUGUUUUGGUCAAGCAUGGUGUCAAAAAAGGUGACACUGUGGUUAUCUACAUGCCCAUGAUACCGCAGGCGAUGUAUACCAUGCUGGCAUGUGCAAGAAUAGGAGCCAUCCACAGUCUCAUAUUUGGGGGAUUUGCAUCCAAAGAACUAAGUAGUCGUAUUGACCAUGCAAAGCCCAAGGUGGUUGUUACAGCAUCCUUUGGGAUUGAACCCGGACGGAGAGUAGAAUACAUACCACUUCUAGAAGAAGCACUGAGACUAGGACAACACAAACCAGAUCAUGUUCUCAUUUAUAAUCGUCCAAAUAUGGAGACCGUUCCCUUGGCUCCAGGUCGUGACCUUGAUUGGGAUGAAGAGAUGGCCAAAGCACAGUCACAUGAUUGUGUUCCUGUUCUUUCAGAACAUCCGCUGUAUAUUCUUUACACGUCUGGAACAACAGGGCUGCCGAAGGGUGUGGUUAGACCCACUGGGGGAUAUGCUGUGAUGCUAAACUGGACAAUGUCUUCUAUAUAUGGACUUAAACCUGGAGAGGUAUGGUGGGCAGCCUCUGACUUAGGCUGGGUUGUUGGACAUUCCUAUAUCUGUUAUGGACCUCUUCUACAUGGGAACACAACAGUUUUAUAUGAGGGAAAGCCUGUGGGAACACCAGAUGCUGGCGCUUAUUUCCGUGUGCUCGCGGAGCAUGGAGUAGCUGCCUUGUUUACAGCGCCGACUGCAAUUAGAGCCAUCCGUCAACAGGACCCUGGGGCAGCCUUGGGGAAGCGGUACUCUCUGACAAGGUUCAAAACGUUGUUUGUGGCUGGAGAACGAUGUGAUGUGGAGACCCUGGAAUGGUCCAAAAAGGUCUUCAGAGUACCUGUCCUAGACCACUGGUGGCAAACUGAGACUGGAUCCCCAAUUACAGCCUCAUGCAUCGGAUUAGGUAAUUCUAAAACCCCUCCUCCAGGACAAGCAGGAAAAAGUGUUCCAGGAUACAAUGUUAUGAUUUUGGAUGACAACAUGCAAAAACUGAAGGCUCGAUGUUUAGGAAAUAUUGUGGUAAAGUUGCCAUUACCACCUGGGGCUUUUUCAGGACUCUGGAAGAAUCAGGAAGCAUUCAAGCAUUUAUACUUUGAAAAAUUUCCUGGAUACUAUGACACCAUGGAUGCUGGUUACAUGGAUGAAGAAGGCUAUCUAUAUGUUAUGUCUCGAGUUGAUGACGUGAUAAAUGUUGCAGGUCACAGAAUUUCUGCAGGUGCUAUUGAAGAGUCGGUCCUCUCCCAUGGCACGGUAGCUGACUGCGCUGUUGUUGGUAAGGAAGAUCCUUUGAAAGGUCACGUCCCCUUAGCACUCUGCGUGUUGAGAAAAGAUAUUAAUACAACAGAGGAACAAGUUUUGGAAGAAAUUGUGAACCAUGUUAGACAGAGCAUUGGCCCUGUGGCUGCUUUUCGAAAUGCAGUGUUUGUGAAACAGUUACCCAAAACAAGAUCUGGAAAAAUUCCCCGGUCAGCUCUGUCUGCCCUGGUCAACGGCAAGCCGUAUAAGAUAACACCUACAAUUGAAGACCCCAGCAUUUUUGGGCACAUAGAAGAAGUGCUGAAGCAGGCAUCAUGACUUUCUUUUUUCCUAUUUUGAGUCAAUUUGAGUCAAUUUUCUAACUGGAGUCAAAUUUUUUGAAUUCUUUCCCAUAAAUAAAUACUUAAAUAGAAA